This is a messenger RNA of Acanthamoeba castellanii str. Neff, 1770 nucleotides long. Its product is annotated as betacarotene 15,15'-monooxygenase 1, putative. The transcript has 12 exons. Lineage: Eukaryota; Discosea; Longamoebia; Acanthamoebidae. Gene Ontology annotation, molecular function: carotenoid dioxygenase activity. The record is from RefSeq and is a predicted model, not a curated record. The coding region runs from base 1 to 1770 and encodes 589 amino acids. Gene Ontology annotation, biological process: carotene catabolic process.
AUGAAUGAUCAAGCGAAGCAUCGCGGCAGAGAGCUGAAAGGGCUGGUGGCGGUGACUGCGGCGCGGGGGGCGCUGGACGUGAAGGCGCUGUGGGCGCGGGUGGUGGCGCUGGUGCGAGCCCACCCGUACGUGGCUGGGGCGACCACGCUUGUUGCCUUGGCCGGGGCGUGGGCCGUCUACGAGGCGUACUUCGCCGGUCCUGCCCGGCGCAAGCGGCGGGAGCAGGAGCAGCGUCGAGCCCGCGUCCACGCUGACUCCCCCUUCGCCUUGGGAUUCAAGAAUUGCCCCGAGACGGUGGAGGCGAUAGAGCUGGCAGUAGAGGGCGAGAUCCCGCAAUGGCUCGCGGGCAAGCUGUUCAGGUCGGGUCCCGGCACGCUCGAGGUGGACACGGAGCUGGGCUUCACCUACCUCGUCAACCACUGGUUCGACGGCCUCACUAUGAUGCACGGGUUCGAGAUCAAGGAGGGCCGCGUGCUCUACGCCAACCAGAAGGCCGCGCGCGAGCUGGAGAACUACAUCGCUCGCCAUGGCGGCGACUUCAUCACGUUUGGCCCCGAUCCGUGCAAGUCGACGUUCGACAAGCUCUCGUCCAUCUUCUCGAUGUACCUCCCCGCGGAUCCGCAAACGGGAGGCGAUGCUAUCAAUAUCGGCGUUACCAUCAAGCGAAUCCAGGGCCAACUCUACAACCAAACGGACGCCAACAUGUUGAUGCCGUUCGACCCACAGACCUUGAAAACCUCGGGCAAGAGGGCAACUUUCGAGCAAUUCGACAAGCGGCUGAAGGGACCCUUCUCGAGUGCGCACGGCCAAUACGACGCCACACGCAAGGAAUACAUCAACUACGUGUGCGACAUCGGGGUUGGAGCUACGUACACCAUCUUUGCCAUUCCCGAUGAGGCCGAAGCACGCGUGCUGUGCACCUUCAAGGCGCCCAACAUUUCGUACAUGCACUCGUUUGCUCUCACGGAGAACUACUUCGUGCUGCAGGCGUGGCCCCUGUACAUCAGUGCUCCCAAGCUUCUUUGGCACAAGGCGGUCCUCGAGGCCAUGAGCUGGCACGGAGAAGACAACGCCAGGUUUUACGUGGUGGACCGCAACACGGGCGAGCUGGUUCACGCCUAUGAAACUCCAGCAGCCUUCUGCUUCCACAACAUCAACGCUUGGGAAGAAGAUGAUGGCAACAAGAUCGUGAUGGACCUGACGCUGUACGAUGACAGUUCCCUCAUCAACGACCUGCUGAUCGACCGCAUCCUCUCGGCAUCGCCCAAAUACGAACGCGGCGCGCUGGUGCGAUUCACGCUGAAGAACGUCCUCCGACCCACGCAGCCGCGCAAGGUCAAGAAGCAGGUCGUCUACGCCAACACCGUCGAGCUGCCGCGGAUCAACGUCAACUGGCACAUGAAGCCCUACACCUAUGUCUACGGCAUGUCCAUGUCCGAGACCGACACGUCGUUCCUCGAGCGCAUCAUCAAGUUCAACGUGCGGACGGGCGAGAAGUUGGUGUGGAUGGCUGAGGGCCUCUACCCCGCCGAGCCCAUCUUCAUCGCCGCGCCCGGUGCCACCGACGAGGACGACGGCGUUCUCCUCAGUAUUGUGUUGAGCGGGGCGACGGCCAAGAGCUUCCUGCUUGUGCUGGACGCCAAGGACCUGAGCGAGCUGGCGCGGGCGCAGUUGCCCCACCACAUCCCCUUUGGCUUCCACGGCAACUUCUUCGGCACAGAAGAAGACACCAACGACACCAACCACCAGGAGGCCUCCGAAGUGGCCUGA